AUGUCGGCACAUAAUACCUCGGUAGCUGAGGUUGUGGAAUAUGUUAAGAAAAACAUUAUUGAUCCAAAUUUUGAAAAUGUGGAAGAAUUUGAGAUUUUAUCGACUAUUCGAUAUGACCCUAACUUGACGCAUGUUCUCCCAGUGACAACCCAGCUGGAUUUUGACAUCAGAUUUGACUUUUUGAAGAAUGAUAGUUCGUCAGUGGUUUCAGCAGUUUCAGGUAACGUUUUGUUCAACGAAGAUUUUCUAAAUGAUGGUAAUGAUAAUGCUGUUCAUGAUCCGUUGAGUGAAUUGUUAUUCCUGUUAGAACAGCCACUAAAGGCAGGUUAUACAUCUUUAGUUCCGAGCAGUAGUAAGAUGGAUUUAAAAUCUACCUAUGAAGAGAGAUUUUUUCUGUUAAAGGAGCAUCACCAGAGAUUAAAUCUUACAAUGUCAUAUUUUGAUUGGGAUUUUGAAAUUCCCUUCAGCUUGCUACUGGAUAAGUUAAUCGAGGCAUUACCGCUUGCAUGUGCAGAAAGCGAUGAAGAGAAUAUUAGUUUGAGCAGGAGAAUGGAGUUACUUUUAAGUAUGAAUCAAAGUUAUAAAAUGCGUGUUUUAAUUUCCAGGGGUGGAAAUAUGAAGAUUGAAGCUUACCCCUUGCAAACGGAGACAGCUGAACCAAAUGAUAAGCAGCAGUAUUUCAUCAACACCCUUCUAUCUGGGUUUCUAACUAAUGGGCCUGUUUGGGACGUUUAUAUUGAUACUCAGACAAUUGUGAUUUCUCCCUUCACAACAUUUAAGACAACGAAGAGACAACAUUAUAAUGAGAGUCGUACUCGUAUGACUGAAAUGGCUUCUAGAAUAGGUAAUCCAAAUAAUAAAACCGAAAUUUUAGUUUAUAAUGAGGCAUUUCAACUUUUGGAAGGCAGUAUUACCAGUGUAGCUGUCAAAAACUAUAUCAAUGAGAAGGAAUAUCGUUAUGUGGCCCCGUUUUUGGCAUCUGGAUGUUUAUGUGGAGUAAUGAGACACUUUUUAAUACAGAAAGGUUUGGUCCAAGAAGAAGCAAUUGACAUCCGUGAUAUAUCAGUGGGUGAUGAGGUAUUAAUAUUCAACAGUGUUAUGGGGUGUGUCAAAGGUAUUAUUAAAAACAACCCAACACGUAAAUGA
Molecule: messenger RNA, 1146 nt
Organism: Eremothecium cymbalariae DBVPG#7215
Lineage: Eukaryota; Fungi; Ascomycota; Saccharomycetes; Saccharomycetales; Saccharomycetaceae
Gene: ABZ2
Product: aminodeoxychorismate lyase ABZ2
Exons: 1
Coding region: 1-1146 (381 amino acids)
Biological process (GO): carboxylic acid metabolic process
Molecular function (GO): catalytic activity
Source: RefSeq, a predicted model, not a curated record